This is a messenger RNA of Neltuma alba, 1586 nucleotides long. RefSeq names its product aspartyl protease AED3-like. Gene Ontology annotation, molecular function: aspartic-type endopeptidase activity. The transcript has 2 exons. The record is from RefSeq and is a predicted model, not a curated record. NCBI's taxonomy places the organism in Eukaryota, Viridiplantae, Streptophyta, Magnoliopsida, Fabales, Fabaceae. Gene Ontology annotation, biological process: proteolysis. Bases 70 to 1389 code for a protein of 439 amino acids.
UGAUAGCUCACAACCAUCCACCAGCCACUCCUCAGUGAGUUAGGACUCACUUCUAAUUCCAACCAGACCAUGGCUGUCACUAUCAAGUUCAUCACAACCUUAAGCCUUCUCUGUGCAAUUUAUCUAUCUUCCUCCAUUGCCGUCGACCCGUGCGCUUCAAAGCCCGACGACUCCGGCCUCACCGUCAUACCCAUUUAUGGCAAGUGCUCGCCCUUCAACCCACCCAAAACAGAAUCUUGGGUUAACACCAUCAUGACCAUGGCCACUAAGGAUCCUGAACGACUCAAGUACUUGUCCACCCUCGUCGAUCAAAAGUCCGUCUCCUCCAUCCCCAUUGCUUCGGGUCAGAACUUCAACAUCGGCAACUACGUGGUCCGGGUCAAACUCGGAUCUCCGGGACAGCUCAUGUUCAUGGUCCUCGACACCAGCAGCAAUGAGGCCUGGGUCCCUUGCUCCGGAUGCACCGGGUGCUCCGCCACCGUGUUCUCUCCCAACGCUUCCACAAGUUACGGGUCGCUGGGUUGCUCUGACCAGCAGUGCAGUUCGGUCCGCGGGCUCUCCUGCCUCCAUACCGGAUCCGCUUGGUGCUCCUUCAACCAAUCCUAUGCGGACUCAACUUUCGCGGCCACGCUCGUGCGUGAUUGUCUCACGUUAGCCGACAAGGUCAUCCCGAAUUAUGCCUUCGGCUGCAUCAACGCCAUCGCCGGCCGGUCAAUUCCGGCCCAAGGUUUACUGGGCUUAGGCCGUGGGCCUCUGUCUUUGCUUUCCCAAACCGGAUAUCUAUACUCGGGCGUGUUCUCCUACUGCCUGCCCAGUUUCAAGUCUUACUACUUCUCCGGGUCACUCAAACUGGGACCCGUGGGACAACCCAGGAACAUUCGGACCACCCCCCUCCUGCAAAACCCCCACCGGCCAUCUCUGUACUAUGUGAACCUUACGGGGGUCAGCGUAGGGCGCGUGUGGGUCCCUCUGCCAAGCGAGCUUCUGGAGUUCAACCCGUACAAAGGAUCCGGAACCAUAAUAGAUUCGGGUACGGUGAUAACCAGGUUCGUUGAGCCGGCAUACAAUGCGAUCAGGGACGAGUUUCGGAAGCAGGUGGGAGGUCCGUUCUCGAGCCUGGGGGCAUUUGACACGUGCUUCGUUAAGACGUACGAGAAUACGGCUCCGGCAAUUACAUUGCAUUUCACAGGCUUGGAUUUGAAGCUGCCGAUGGAGAACACUCUGAUACAUAGCAGUUCAGGUUCCCUGGCUUGCUUGGCUAUGGCGGCAGCACCCAACAACGUUAACUCCGUGUCGAAUGUCAUUGCCAACUACCAGCAGCAAAACGUUAGGAUCUUGUUCGACACCGUGAACAAAAGGGUUGGCAUAGCUCGCGAGCUAUGUAACUAGGCCUUUAUUGUUGCCUUGGAUAUGUCCUGUUUGAUUGGCCCAGAAAGAAUCUCUCCUUGUUUUUGUUUUACUUUUGGGGCAAAACUGCCUUUUCGUAUUAGCCAAUAAGUGCUGGAUGUAAUAUCUCUGUUUAUGAUGAUCGUUACCACAAAGGGGGGCGAUUAUUGUAAAAUAUUAAGAACGUUGUUUUUACUUCC